Molecule: messenger RNA, 1548 nt
Organism: Silurus meridionalis
Lineage: Eukaryota; Metazoa; Chordata; Actinopteri; Siluriformes; Siluridae
Gene: aqp7
Product: aquaporin 7
Exons: 5
Coding region: 431-1126 (231 amino acids)
Biological process (GO): glycerol transmembrane transport; water transport
Cellular component (GO): basolateral plasma membrane; plasma membrane
Molecular function (GO): water channel activity; glycerol channel activity; urea transmembrane transporter activity
Source: RefSeq, a predicted model, not a curated record
CCAGUGAUGAUAUUUGAUUUUAAGAACCUUCUAUAGCAAAAGGAUUAGGCAUGCUAUACAAAAAAAAAUCUCUUUUAUUAAAACAGUUACAAUUAAUGAAUUUGGCAGAAGCCCUUAUUCAAAAUAACAAAUUAUCUCAUUCAUACAACUGAGCAGUUGAGGGUUAAAUGCUUUGCUCAAGGGCCCAGCAGAAGCAACUUGGUGGUGGUGGGAUUUAAUCUAAGCUAAGUAUAAUUCCUCCCAAAUAGGCAUAUUAGAAUAAUUGGACAUGCAAAACAACACUUUUAACUGAACAGCUUGUGCCUUCACUUUAUACUGUUAUGUUAAAUGACUGUCACACUGUAAAUGUAAGAUAUGGAUUUGAGCUGGAGUUCUGUGCUUCUGCUAAACAUGAAGGAUACCCACCGAGGAGUCUUUUCCAAAAAGACACAUGCCAUUUCAUUUAUGGAAAGGUGCUCACAUGAACGCAGCAGUGACGUUUACGAUGUGUGUACUUGGCCGCCUGAGCUGGAAGAUGCUUCCAGUCUAUGUAAUUGCACAACUUUUGGGCUCCUUUACUGCUGCAGGAACUGUUUUCACCCUGUACUAUGAUGCAAUAUACCAAUACUGUGAAGGAAACUUCACAGUGUUUGGCCCCAAAGCGACGGCAGGGAUCUUUGCCACUUAUCCAGCUCCUUAUCUCUCAAUACAAGCUGGAUUUUUGGACCAGGUGCUUGGAACUGCAAUGCUGUUACUAUGUCUGAUGGCUCUGGCAGAUAAAAGGAACCAGCCUGCCCCAGCUGGUGGAGAGCCUGUUGCAAUUGGAGCGCUCAUAUUGUUGAUUGGUGUUUCCAUGGGCAGCAACAGUGGUUAUGCCAUUAAUCCAACCCGAGACCUGGGGCCAAGAGUCUUUACAGCAAUUGCUGGCUGGGGAUUAGAUGUAUUCAGGGCAGGCAACAAUUGGUGGUGGGUGCCCUUGGUGGCACCAUUAGUGGGUGGAGUGACUGGAGCGUUAAUAUAUAAAGCAUUUGUGGAGCUGCUCCAUCCCACGCAAGAGGAUAAAAAAGCUGAGCACAGUGGAUCAUCAGAGUGCAUAUCACUAAAUCAGUGCAAUAAAAACAACAUAGGUGAAUGUGUGAACUGUUAACAUGCUGAGAAUUACUGGAAUCAUGAAGACAACAGACAGGUGCUGAUUAUUUUAACGUGAAGCCAAAUAGGUCUAAUAGUAAAGAAGCAAUACAAUCAGCUUCUGCCUGUUUCAAUGGAUGAUUGAAACCAGUUUGGAACCUCUUCUUAUUAUUGAACUUAAAAACACACAAAGGUAAGCAAUUGCCAUGACCACUGAGAAUGAACUGGAAUGAAGGAACCAAGGAGCAAUAUUUACAUAUUUAAAUUUUUUUUUUAAUAAUUCACCACAGUAAUGUUUUUUGUUACUAAUAUCUUUGUAGAUUUUAAGAUUCGUAAUUUUAGAAACUCAUAACCUCAACAGCCAAAUGAGAGAAAUAUUGCAUAUUGACAUGCUACAGAAACACCAUAAAACCCUCCAUCAGUAAAACUCCUACAAAUAAA